Molecule: messenger RNA, 228 nt
Organism: Fukomys damarensis (Damara mole-rat)
Lineage: Eukaryota; Metazoa; Chordata; Mammalia; Rodentia; Bathyergidae
Product: prefoldin subunit 4-like
Exons: 1
Coding region: 1-228 (75 amino acids)
Biological process (GO): protein folding
Cellular component (GO): cytoplasm; prefoldin complex
Source: RefSeq, a predicted model, not a curated record
AUGCUCACAGACAAUGACUGCUUAAUGAUACCUUACCAGACUAGUGACAUUUCCAUUAGGCAUUCUCAAGAAGAAACACAAGAUAUGUCAGAAGAAGCAAAGAAAAAUUUGCAAGAAGAAAUCAAUGCCUUAGUAUCUACAGUAGAAUCAAUUCAGUGGGUGUCAGGAGAUUUGAAAGUUCAGUUAUCUGCAAAAUUCAGCAGCAACAUAAACCUUGAAGCUAAUUAA